UUUUAUUCCGUAGCAGUAACUCCUUCCAGACAAUUUGAUCACGAUGACUCUCUAUGUUACUGACUGGCGUCUAUCAGUCUUUUAUUUUAUUUAUUUAUUUUUUCACUUACAGUGUUUGAGUGAAAUUAAACUUCUUAUCCCAAUAUCCCUAUUAUUUCCACUCCUCGAAUCCAUCUCUAACAAAACUUGUCCUUUUACAAAAACCCAAAAAUCUUCAACGCCGUUGCAAAAAAUAAUCACAUUAACCACAACCCCAAAAAAAUUACUCAAAGAAAAAAAAAAAUAAAACCAGUUUUCUACUCUCUUCCUAUUACAACAUCCAAAAGCUGUUGAAAAAAAAAAAAAUCUCUAGCUUUUUUCCCACUAAAUUUUCCCGGGAAAAUUCACAAAAAAUGGACAAACCCAUGUUUGCCCAUCGAAACCGCUACUAUUUAACUAGCAAGCUCAUCUUCUGGUUCACAAUCUUCAUAUUUUUAAUCCUUCUCUAUUGUCUUAGAUCUUGCUUCUAUUACUACUCUUCUUCGAACCGACCUCGUCAUAUUCUCCAAAGCGGUUGGGACAGUCUCGUUGCGCAAUCGGCGACACCAGCAGACCCCGACUGCAAUCUCUCCAUCCUCGUCACCGGUGCCGCCGGUUUCGUCGGUUUCCACGUCUCGCUGGCCCUGAAGAAACGCGGUGACGGCGUCGUCGGCGUCGACAAUUUCAACAGGUACUACGACCCGUCGUUGAAACGCGACCGUGCCAAAAUCCUCGAACGCAAUGGGGUUUUCGUCGUCGAAGCAGACAUUAACGAUUCAGAGCUUCUCGAGAAGCUUCUUUCAAUUGGCAAAUUCACACACGUCGUGCAUUUGGCCGCUCAGGCCGGAGUUCGAUACGCCAUGAAAAACCCAGAUUCAUACAUCCACAGCAACAUAGCCGGACUAAUUUCAGUCCUCGAAUCCAUCAAAUCGGCGAACCCACAACCGGCAUUGAUCUGGGCAUCGUCUAGUUCGGUCUACGGAUUGAAUUCCAAAGUACCCUUUUCGGAGAAAGACCGUACGGAUCAACCGGCGAGCUUAUACGCAGCGACGAAGAAAGCCGGUGAAGAAAUUGCACAUGCUUACAAUCAUAUAUACGGAAUUUCAAUCACAGGGUUGAGGUUUUUCACUGUUUAUGGUCCAUGGGGUCGACCCGAUAUGGCGUAUUUCUCAUUCACCAAGGAUAUAUUGAAGAGAAAGAGGAUUAUGAUCUAUGAAGGUCCUAAUCAACGAUCGGUGGCUAGAGAUUUCACCUACGUUGAUGAUAUUGUGAAAGGCUGUCUGGCUGCUUUGGAUACGGCGGAGAAGAGUACCGGAAGUGGUGGGAAAAAAACAGGGCCGGCUCAGUUACGGGUUUAUAAUCUCGGAAAUACAUCGCCGGUGAUGGUGAAGAAGUUAGUGAGCAUAUUGGAGAAGCUGUUGAAGGUGGAGGCUAGGAAGCAAGUGUUGCCGAUGCCCAGGAAUGGGGAUGUUAUGUUUACACAUGCGAAUCUAAGCUUGGCGGAGACAGAGCUUGGUUAUAAGCCUACCACGGAUUUGCAAACUGGGUUGAAAAAUUUUGUAAAGUGGUAUCUUUAUUAUUACUACUUUCAAUCUGAGAAGAGUGUUAUGUAGUAUUAAUUAAUUUAUUUACUUUUUUGAUCUA
Molecule: messenger RNA, 1662 nt
Organism: Ziziphus jujuba (common jujube)
Lineage: Eukaryota; Viridiplantae; Streptophyta; Magnoliopsida; Rosales; Rhamnaceae
Product: UDP-glucuronate 4-epimerase 5
Exons: 1
Coding region: 393-1631 (412 amino acids)
Source: RefSeq, a predicted model, not a curated record